Molecule: messenger RNA, 4222 nt
Organism: Sorex fumeus (smoky shrew)
Lineage: Eukaryota; Metazoa; Chordata; Mammalia; Eulipotyphla; Soricidae
Gene: POGZ
Product: pogo transposable element derived with ZNF domain
Exons: 18
Coding region: 106-4206 (1366 amino acids)
Biological process (GO): regulation of DNA-templated transcription
Molecular function (GO): DNA-binding transcription factor activity, RNA polymerase II-specific; RNA polymerase II cis-regulatory region sequence-specific DNA binding
Source: RefSeq, a predicted model, not a curated record
CUGCGCCCACCCCCUCGCCGGCGGCGGCGGCGGCGGGUGCGAGGCCCCUUUAAGGCGCCGGCGCCGGGUCAGAGCAGCGGCGGCGGCGGCGACGACCACGGGAGCAUGGCGGACACCGACCUGUUUAUGGAAUGUGAGGAGGAGGAGCUGGAGCCUUGGCAGAAGAUCAGCGAUGUCAUUGAGGACUCCGUAGUGGAGGAUUAUAAUUCAGUGGAGAAGACGGCUACAGCUGGCAAUUCUUUAGUCCAACAAAGUGGACAGCCCCUGAUCUUAACUCAGAAUCCUGCGCCAGGUCUGGGCACAAUGGUUACUCAGCCAGUGUUGAGGCCUGUCCAGGUCAUGCAAAAUGCCAAUCAUGUGACUAGUUCCCCUGUGGCCUCACAACCAAUAUUCAUCACCACACAGGGAUUUCCUGUAAGAAAUGUCCGGCCUGUACAAAAUGCAAUGAAUCAGGUUGGGAUUGUGCUGAACGUACAGCAAGGCCAAACGGUUAGACCAAUUACACUAGUCCCAGCCCCAGGUACACAGUUUGUUAAGCCGACAGUUGGCGUUCCGCAGGUGUUCUCCCAGAUGACCCCUGUGAGGCCGGGCUCCACGAUGCCCGUGCGCCCCACCACCAACACCUUCACCACGGUCAUCCCGGCCACUCUCACCAUCCGCAGCACCGUGCCACAGUCCCAGGCCCAGCAGACCAAGUCCACGCCCAGCACCUCCACCACCCCCACUGCCACUCAGCCGACCUCUCUGGGGCAGCUGGCAGUUCCACCUACGGGCCAGUCCAACCAGGUCCCGAACCCCAAGUUAGCUCCCUCCUUCCCCUCUCCACCUGCAGUGAGCAUAGCCAGCUUCGUCACUGUGAAGCGACCUGGUGGUACAGGGGAAAACAGCAGCGAAGUGGCCAAACUGGUGAAUACCCUUAACACCAUUCCUUCCCUGGGCCAGAGUCCUGGGCCAAUGGUGGUAUCCAACAACAACUCUGCCCAUGGCUCUCAGAGAACCAGCGGACCGGAACCUUCAAUGAAAGUGACCUCCUCCAUCCCAGUGUUUGACCUUCAAGAUGGUGGGCGGAAAAUCUGUCCGCGGUGUAACGCUCAGUUCCGUGUCACUGAAGCUUUGCGAGGCCACAUGUGUUACUGCUGCCCAGAAAUGGUUGAGUACCAGAAGAAAGGAAAGCCUUUGGAUUCAGAAUCCAGUGUCCCUUCAACGGCAAAGCCUCCAUCUCCUGAGAAAACAGCUCCUGUUGCUUCGACGCCUUCAUCUACUCCUAUUCCUGCUCUCUCCCCGCCUACCAAAGUAUCAGAGCCAAAUGAGAAUGUGGGUGACGCUGUCCAGACCAAGCUCAUCAUGCUUGUAGACGACUUCUACUAUGGGCGAGAUGGUGGCAAAGUGGCCCAACUCACAAGCUUCCCUAAGGUCGCAACAUCUUUCCGGUGCCCACAUUGUACCAAGCGGCUGAAAAACAACAUUCGAUUCAUGAAUCAUAUGAAACACCACGUAGAACUCGAUCAGCAGAAUGGUGAGGUGGAUGGUCAUACUAUCUGCCAACACUGUUAUCGUCAGUUUUCCACUCCCUUCCAGCUCCAGUGCCACUUGGAAAAUGUUCAUAGCCCCUAUGAAUCAACUACCAAAUGCAAGAUCUGUGAGUGGGCGUUUGAAAGCGAGCCACUGUUUCUCCAACAUAUGAAAGAUACCCAUAAGCCUGGAGAGAUGCCUUAUGUUUGCCAGGUGUGUCAGUACCGUUCCUCGCUCUACUCCGAAGUGGAUGUCCACUUCCGCAUGAUCCACGAAGACACGCGGCAUCUGCUCUGCCCGUACUGUUUGAAGGUCUUCAAAAAUGGCAACGCAUUCCAGCAGCACUACAUGCGGCACCAGAAGAGGAACGUUUAUCACUGUAACAAAUGCCGGCUGCAGUUCCUUUUUGCCAAGGACAAGAUUGAACACAAGCUUCAGCACCAUAAAACCUUUCGUAAACCCAAGCAGCUGGAGGGCUUGAAACCAGGCACCAAGGUGACGAUCCGGGCUUCCCGAGGGCAGCCUCGAACUGUUCCUGUCUCCAGUGACACGCCUCCCAGCUCCCUGCAGGAAAUGACCCCCCUGACCACGGCCACAGACCCUCUGCCCGUCUUUCUCUACCCUCCUGUCCAGCGCACGGUCCAGAAGAGAGCAGUCAGGAAAAUGAGCGUCAUGGGCCGCCAGACCUGCCUGGAGUGCAGCUUCGAGAUCCCCGACUUCCCUAAUCACUUCCCCACCUACGUCCACUGUUCUCUGUGCCGCUACAGCACCUGCUGCUCCCGCGCCUACGCCAACCACAUGAUCAACAAUCAUGUUCCACGGAAGAGUCCCAAGUACUUGGCUUUGUUUAAGAACGCUGUGAGCGGAACCAAGCUGGCCUGCACCUCCUGCCCCUUUGUCACCUCUGUGGGAGAUGCCAUGGCCAAGCAUCUGGUGUUCAACCCGUCUCACCGGUCCAGCAGCAUCCUGCCACGGGGACUUUCCUGGAUGCCUCAGUCAAGGCCCAGCCAGACCCGGGACCGGGAGCAAGACCGGGGCUUGAAGAACAUCCACCCUCCUCCGUCCUUCCCCUCGAGUCAAGCCGCCACUGUGAAGCCUGCGGGGACGGGCCCCGCCGAGCCCGAAGAGGCGCCCGCGCCCGCGGCCCCGGCGCUGCCCUCGCCCGCCUCCACCGCCACGCCCCCCACCACCCCGACCCCGGCCCCGGCCCCGGCCCCGGCGCAGCCCGCCGCCGCCCUCCCGCCCUCGGCCGCGGAGGGGGCGGCCGGCCUGGGCGCCGAGGACGCGGACGAGGGCAGCCCCGCUCCGCAGGACCCGGACCCGGAGCCGGCGGCGGGCGGCGGCGGCGGCCCGGGCCGCAAGGAGCAGCUGUCGGUGAAGAAGCUGCGCGUGGUGCUGUUCGCGCUGUGCUGCAACACGGAGCAGGCGGCCGAGCACUUCCGCAACCCGCAGCGGCGCAUCCGGCGCUGGCUGCGGCGCGUGCAGGCGUCGCAGGGCGAGAACCUGGAGGGCAAGUACCUGAGCCUGGAGGCCGAGGAGAAGCUGGCCGAGUGGGUGCUGACCCAGCGCGAGCAGCAGCUGCCCGUCAACGAGGAGACCCUGUUCCAGAAGGCCACCAAGCUGGGCCGCUCGCUGGAGGGCGGCUUCAAGAUCUCCUACGAGUGGGCCGUGCGCUUCAUGCUGCGCCACCAGCUGAGCCCGCACGCCCGCCGCGCCGUGGCCCACACGCUGCCCAAGGACGUGGCCGACAGCGCGGGGCUCUUCAUCGAGUUCGUCCAGCGGCAGAUCCACCGCCAGGACCUGCCCCUGUCCAUGAUCGUGGCCGUCGACGAGGUCUCCCUGUUCCUGGACGCCGAGGUGCUGGGCAGCGACGACCGCAAGGAGAACGCCCUGCAGACCGUGGGCACCGGGGAGCCCUGGUGCGACGUGGUGCUGGCCAUCCUGGCCGACGGCACCGUCCUGCCCACGCUGGUGUUCUGCCGCGGACCGCCGGGCCGGCCGGCCGACGUGCCGGCCUCCAUCCUGCUCGAGGCCAAGGAGGGCGGCUACAGCGACGACGAGAUGAUGGCGCUGUGGGCCGCGCGGGUCUGGCGCAGGCACGCGGCCUGCCAGCGCGGCAAGGGCAUGCUGGUCAUGGACUGCCACCGCACCCACCUGUCGGAGGAGGUGCUGGCCCUGCUCAGCGCCUCCAGCACGCUGCCCGCCGUGGUGCCGGCCGGCUGCAGCGCCAAGAUCCAGCCCCUCGACGUGUGCAUCAAGCGGACGGUCAAGAACUUCCUGCACAAGAAGUGGAAGGAGCAGGCCCGGGCCAUGGCCGACGUGACCUGCGACUCCCGGCUCCUGCUCCAGCUGGUGCUGUCCUGGCUGGCGGAGGUCCUGGGCGUGGUGGGCGACUGUCCGGAACUGGUGCAGCGGUCCUUCCUGGUGGCCAGCGUGCUGCCCGGCCCCGACGGCACCGUGAGCUCGCCCGCCAGGAACGCCGACAUGCAGGAGGAGCUGAUCGCCUCGCUGGAGGAGCAGCUGCAGCUGGGCGGCGAGCAGUCCGAGGAGGGCGCCGGGUCCACCCCGCGGCCCCGGUCCUCCCCGGAAGAGACGGUUGAGCCCGAGAGCCUGCACCAGCUCUUCGAGGGCGAGAGCGAGACCGAGUCCUUCUACGGCUUCGAGGAGGCCGACCUGGCUCUGAUGGAGAUUUGAGUGUGUGUCGGGGACC